Zophobas morio is the source of this 2328-nucleotide messenger RNA. RefSeq names its product SWI/SNF-related matrix-associated actin-dependent regulator of chromatin subfamily A-like protein 1 (gene Marcal1). NCBI's taxonomy places the organism in Eukaryota, Metazoa, Arthropoda, Insecta, Coleoptera, Tenebrionidae. Bases 255 to 2267 code for a protein of 670 amino acids. The transcript is spliced from 6 exons. Gene Ontology annotation, biological process: replication fork processing; DNA repair. Gene Ontology annotation, molecular function: ATP binding; ATP-dependent chromatin remodeler activity. The record is from RefSeq and is a predicted model, not a curated record.
AUGUUUUUUCUUUCACUUGACUGGCGGCGUUUUUGCAGCCAAAGUAACCCAAAAAAUGCUUCACUUCGAAGAAACUGAGUCGAAAUAGCCGAACAGUGCAAAAAUUAAAUUUCCGAAUACCAAUAAUGAGCCAAUAAUGAGUGACAAGUGACAGUUGACAAAAGCACGCCCCCUAUCGGUGACAUAAUCAACCCCAAACCAAAAUAAUUAUGUGGCUUAUAUUUUAAAUUGUGCCUUAAUAAAGCCGCACAGUCAUGUGUUCGCGCGAAGAAAUCGAGCUAAAGAAGCGCCUGGCGCUGGAGAAGCUGGCCCAGAAGCGACUCACGAGUCCGUUGAAACCUAACCUCCAAAGUUUAAAUUCUGGGGCACAGGCGUCCCCGAACAAGCCGCGUUUCAACUUCAAGGAGAGCAACCACUCGGUUAGACACGCCGUGAAGCCGUACGAGAAGCCCAAAGAGACGGCUCAGUUUUACGGGAACGAGAAGGCCGUCACGGGGAAAUGUAGUCUAAUUGGGGUGGACAGGUUCGUGGUGGAGCUGUCUGGGUUCAGCACGCCGGCGAUUGACGUGUUCAAGUCGAUAGGGUCGCGGCACUAUAAUGUUCAGACUAGGAAUUGGGAUUUUCAUGUCAGAGACCACACGGAGCUGAUUGGGAAGCUGCAGAAUUUGCGGCCGCAUGUUAUCGUGGAGAGGCUGCCGGGGUUUGUUUUGAGUUGUGUGAAUGGGGAGAAGGCGGAUUAUUCGAAUAUUGAUUUGAGUAGGGUGGAUCCGGAGCUGGGGGGUGCCUUAAUGCCUUUUCAGCAGGAAGGAGUCAGAUACGGCAUAGACAAAAACGGGCGGUGCUUAAUCGCCGACGACAUGGGUUUAGGGAAAACCUUCCAAGCCCUCGCCAUCGCCAGCUACUACGUCGAGGACUGGCCCCUGCUCAUAGCGACCACCAGCUCCAUGAAGAACGUGUGGGAAGAGACCAUCCACAGGUACCUCCCCAGCGUCCCCCUAAUGCAAGUCCAGUACAUGUCCUCCGGCAAAGACUACAUCGGCGACUGUCGCGUCCUCAUCGUCAGUCACGACAUGAUGUCCCGCUGCGUCGACGCCCUCCUCAACAAAAAUUUCGGCGUCCUAAUAAUCGACGAAUCCCACACCCUCAAAAACUUCAAAGCCAAGUGCACCAAAUCCGCGACGUCUCUAGCCAAAAAGGCGCGUCGGGUGGUUUUGUUGAGCGGCACCCCGGCGCUGUCGCGCCCCAGCGAACUCUUCUCCCAAUUAUCCCUAAUCGACGACAGGUUCUUCGGCAACUUCUACGACUACAGCCGGCGGUACUGCGACGGGAGAAACACCAACUUCGGGUGGGACGCCUCUGGAAAGUCGAAUCUAGCGGAGCUCGAAAUAAUUCUGACGCGCAAAUUCAUGAUCAGACGAACGAAAGAAGACGUUCUAAAAUCACUCCCUAACAAGUCGCAGGAGGUGGUGACUUUGGACGUGAACUUAAACCAGUUCAGCGAGGAGGACCGGAAGUGUUUGAACGCGCUGGCUAGUAAGUACCAAAGUCAGAAGAAGAGCGCCGAAAAGCACGCGUUGUUGUUGACGUUUUUCAGCGAAACGGCGAAAAUUAAAAUCCCCUCAGUUUGUUCGUACGUGCUUCAAGCGCUGAAAGUCAAACAAAAAUUUCUCGUUUUUGCGCACCACCAAAUCAUGCUAGACGCGAUUUGCAACGUUUUGGGUAAAAAAAGCGUCAAGUUUAUUCGGAUUGACGGCAACACGACGUCAGAACAACGAAAAUACUUUGUGGAUAAAUUCCAAACCAACGAUAAUUAUCUGGUGGCGGUUUUAUCAAUCACUGCUGCCAACGCCGGGAUUACUUUAACCGCAGCACAGUUGGUAUUGUUUGCGGAGCUGCAUUGGAACCCCAGUAUUUUGAGCCAAGCGGAGAGCAGGGCGCACCGAAUCGGGCAGUUGAACCCCGUCGUGAUCAAGUAUUUGUUGGCUAGCGGAACUGCAGACGACUCGAUUUGGCCCAUGCUCCAAGAAAAACAAAAAAUUUUGGAAGAAGUUGGACUUUCAAAGGACUCUUUUGACAAAGUUUCAGUCAGUAAACAACCGAGUGACGCGUCGGAACUCACCGAGGACUUAAACGUCACUUUAAAUCGCACGAGUGCCAACACGCUAGACAUUUCGUGUUAUUUCAAAAACGAAAAUACUAAUUUGGGUGAUACUAGUGAUAUUUUUGAUGACGGGCUUGAUGAUGUUUUUAGUACUAUGGAUUUGUAACGUCAAAGUGUAUAUUUGCCUUUUUAUAAUAAUAAUAAUACAAAGUAAUUUAUUAUCUAGA